This is a messenger RNA of Lontra canadensis (Northern American river otter), 1081 nucleotides long. It is a transcript of the gene STRA8, whose product is annotated as stimulated by retinoic acid 8. The transcript is spliced from 8 exons. Gene Ontology annotation, biological process: cellular response to retinoic acid; meiotic cell cycle. The record is from RefSeq and is a predicted model, not a curated record. NCBI's taxonomy places the organism in Eukaryota, Metazoa, Chordata, Mammalia, Carnivora, Mustelidae. Gene Ontology annotation, molecular function: protein dimerization activity.
UUGCAGCUUCCCAUGGCGACCUCCGGAGAAGGCGGAAACCCCAGUGGCAGAGCGCCCCCUUGGCCCCUGGCACAGCUACAGGAGCUCGAGCCACGGGUGGCCCGCCGACGCCUGUCCCAGGCCCGCCACCGAGCCACGCUGGCCAGGCUGUUCAGCAGCCUCAGGAAAACAGUUUACUCCCAUUCCGAUCUCACAGCCUCGAAGUGGCAGGUUUUGAAUAAGGCGAAGAACCACAUCCAGGAGCUGGAAGAAACCUUGGAUAACCUGCUGAAGCUGAAAGAGUCCUUCAACCUGGAGGAUGGGAAUGCAAAUAGCUUAGAGGAGGUCAAGGCAGAAUACGCCAACAUGUACUCUGACAAUCUCAGGUAAGAUUCCCAAGCGUCACCUCGCGAUGGGCAAGACCCAUGGUAUCUCAACUUUUACAAGCAGACGAUGGACCUUCUAAUCGAGAGCGGGAUUGUCUCCUUACACGAGGUGACACUCCCCAUUGUCUCUGCUGCCAUCUCCCACCUGUGGCAGAACCUCUCUGAGGAGAGGAAGGCCAGUCUCCUGCAGGCCUGGGCACAGAGGCACAGCGACCUCCAGGGCCUUGGUGGGGCCUGUCAGGAGCCGGCCUGUGCCGACGGCAGCAUGAAGGACAGUGGGUUUGACAGCCAAGGAGCCAGCUGCUCGCUUGUCUCCACCCCGGAGGAGAUACUCUUUGAAGACGCCUUCGAUGUGGCCAGUUUCCUGGACAAAAAUGAGGCUCCCAGUACAUCCAGCUCUAGUUCAGUGUUUGCCGGCCGCAACCCAGAAUAUCCGGAGGAGAAGUUUCAGCUCUACAUGCAGAUCAUCGAUUUUUUUAAAGGCCUUUGCUAUAUUAACCCUCAGUUAAAACAGGAACCAGACCAGUCCAUUGACGAUGAGCUGGUAAUGCUGAGGUGCCUGGAGACCUUUGACGAUGAAGAUCUGUGACACGGAACGGCUGGCACGGGAAGGGGUGAAGGCAGUGGGCAGUUUCCAAGUAUUAAUGCCGGCAGCCAAGGCUGUACCCACCUCCCCCUUCCGGGAUAUUGCAGAAUGUCCCAGAACAUUUUGUUGG